GAGAGGAGAGCAGCUAGAGGAGAGAGAUAGAAGGAGCUCAGUGUCUGGUUUCGGCGUUUUCCCUCCCCCCCCCCAACAAAAAGAAAUUAAAUAUCGUGACAGAGAAUCCACCAGAGUCGCGCGGCUCCGGUCGGCUGUGUUUUUUCGGGAGUGGGGGGGUCGGGUCACAGAUCUCCGAGGUUAUGAGCCGUCCGAAGCCGCGUCGGUGCGUCGCUGUCCAGGGUCCUGAGUGAGGCAGAGCCAGCGGGGGCGACCACGGAGCCUGACAACCCGUGUGUUGAAAAGCUCAGGAGCCAUGGAGUUGAGGGUGGGGAACAAGUACCGCCUCGGGAGGAAGAUAGGAAGCGGAUCCUUUGGAGAUAUUUACCUUGGUUCUAACAUCGCUACAGGAGAAGAAGUAGCCAUCAAACUGGAAUGUGUGAAAACCAAACAUCCACAGCUCCACAUCGAGAGCAAAUUCUACAAGAUGAUGCAGGGCGGAGUAGGAAUCCCGUCUAUUAAGUGGUGCGGAGCCGAAGGCGACUACAACGUGAUGGUGAUGGAGCUGCUGGGCCCCAGUCUGGAGGACCUGUUCAACUUCUGCUCCCGCAAGUUCAGUCUGAAGACCGUCCUGCUGCUGGCCGACCAGAUGAUCAGCAGGAUUGAAUACAUCCACUCCAAGAACUUCAUCCACAGAGACGUGAAGCCUGACAACUUCCUGAUGGGGCUCGGCAAGAAGGGCAACCUGGUCUACAUUAUCGACUUCGGCCUUGCCAAGAAAUACCGCGACGCCCGAACGCACCAGCACAUCCCCUACCGUGAGAAUAAGAACCUCACCGGCACCGCCCGCUAUGCCUCCAUCAACACCCAUCUGGGCAUCGAGCAGUCGAGGCGAGACGACCUGGAGUCUCUGGGCUACGUUCUCAUGUACUUCAACCUGGGCUCUCUGCCCUGGCAGGGGCUCAAGGCUGCCACCAAGAGGCAGAAGUAUGAACGUAUCAGUGAGAAGAAAAUGUCCACACCCAUCGAGGUGCUCUGCAAGGGAUACCCCUCUGAGUUCUCCACUUACCUGAAUUUGUGUCGCUCCCUGCGGUUCGACGACAAGCCAGACUACUCAUAUCUGAGGCAGCUCUUCAGGAACCUUUUCCACAGACAGGGCUUCUCCUACGACUACGUCUUUGACUGGAACAUGCUGAAGUUUGGCGCCAGCAGGACCGCAGAGGAUGGAGAGAGGGAGAGGAGGGAGGGAAAAGAGGGUGAGGAGCGAGCAGGAGGAGGCCAGAGAGGAGCCGGAGGUCGAGCUCCGCCGCCUGCUCCGAACCCCUCAGCAGCCAACAGAGUCAGGAACGAGGCAGACGCUGCUCCCUCGAACCCGGCCACGCGCGGCGUCCAGCAGUCAGGUAACCGCUCUCCUCAGGCGGGGAGAGCAGAGCGAGCCGAGCGAGAGAGGAAGGUGGCCAUGAGGCUUCAUCGCGGUGCACCCGCCAACGUCUCCUCCUCCGACCUCACUGCACGCCUCGACCAGUCACGCUUAACUGCAUCGCAGGUCAGUGUGCCGUUUGAACAUCUGGCAAAGUGAGUUUCUCCUGGCUGGCCUGCAGGUCAGUGGCAGCAGCUGCAGGGUAUCAAAGGGUACCCCUUACUUUUCAAAUGGAUGAAAGAAGACAUGAAUGAGUGGCGGAGGACAAGAGGAGCAGGGGGAGGCGUUGCGGGCCCUUAGGGUGGGGGGGGGGGGUCGAGGCCGUCCGUGUGUCUGUCAGUAUGCUGUGUGAACAGUGGUGACCAGGAAGAGCUGAAGGAACACUGAGACGAUAGAAACCAGCCGGUCAAACAAACAAACUCUUGGCUGGAACUGGUUGGAACUGCUUUUUCGGGAUGUGGCCGGAGGAGGGGAGGGGGGGGGGGGAUUGGGUCAAACAGGUCCCGCCCCUUCUUCACUCAUAUUCACCUGCCCAUCGACUGCAGAAAAAAAAAUCAAAGUGCACAAAAUGGACUACAUUUAAAUUAUUCUGUGGUUUACACCUGUGAUAUCAAACUGCUAAUGUUUCAGAGCUGCAUCCGCUGCUUGUGGUGUUCUUGAUUAUAAAUGAAUAUGUAAACAACUAUGGAGACAAACACAAAGUGUAUUCAGGCCGGUAACAGAUGAGAAAGGGAUCAAAGAGAGGAUCAGAUUUUAGAAGUUGGAACUUGGGGAUGGGAGCGAGGCGGGUUUUUGUAAAUUAGUGUCCGUGUCUGUCGGUGUGUUUCUGUCUUAAGCGUUCGUUUUGAUUUUGCAUUUCCCUUAAAGAGCCUGAGGGAUGGAGGAGGGAAGACUGACUGUUGAUGAGUUACCCACGAAUCAUAACAGAAGACUAGUCCCCAAUUAAAACUUCCUCUUCUUCAGCAAACCGUCUUACCUACGAGGAAAACAGGCUCAUUGAAUGUGUAAAGAGAAGGAAGAGGAGGGCGGGGAUGAAGGGGGAGAGCCAUGAGGAUUGUACGAUAUGAUAAAGCCUUAGUCCAGCUUGUAACUGUAUGAAAAGACUUGAGAAAGUUAUAAGAUCUUGGUGGUGAACAAGCCUGGUGUUUUUGUUCUUUACUUUUGCUAUUGUCACCCUUUGUUUUAUAAUACAUGUAAAAUGUGUAGAUACCUUUUGCCAGAAUAUGACAGAUUGUUUAAAGAUGGGGCUGGAGAGAAGAGUAAUGUUUACUUCCUGACAGUGCUGGGGAAAAUGUGAAACAGAUAUUUGUACCGCUAACCUUUAGAGUCUGCCAGAUGUGUGCGUUUUGAUUUCCCACUGUGGCAGACAAUGACAGAGAGGUUCUUGUUCCUAUUUCAACGAGUGUUUUGACCCAGGUUUGUCAGGAUGGACUGAUGGGAACGAGCUGUCGGAUGUCCUGUACAUUUCUUCUUUACCAUGCUUCAACUUUAUUACUAUGAUAUUUGUGUAUAUUUUCUGAAUCAAUAAAAGUAUACACAGCUUAUACAGAC
This is a messenger RNA of Cottoperca gobio, 2950 nucleotides long. RefSeq names its product casein kinase 1, epsilon (gene csnk1e). Gene Ontology annotation, biological process: protein phosphorylation. The record is from RefSeq and is a predicted model, not a curated record. The coding region runs from base 296 to 1558 and encodes 420 amino acids. Gene Ontology annotation, molecular function: protein kinase activity; ATP binding. Lineage: Eukaryota; Metazoa; Chordata; Actinopteri; Perciformes; Bovichtidae. The transcript is spliced from 11 exons.